CUUAGUAGUAUUAGUAGUAUUAUUAGUAAUGACCAAGUAUUACUGCUACAAUUUUGCAGUUCUUCUUCUUGUUAUUUAAACACCAUUUAUCACCGUGGUUAUUUGUUUAAAAAGCAUCCUAGUAACGUUAGCUAGGGCCCCGGCUAAACCACUCCCCUCCACACCAGUAAGGGGUGCUACACAUUUCUGAAGGAAAACAAAACCAUCAUCUAGCCGUCACUUUCAUGCGACUGCCCUUGCUUUGUUUGUUCCGCACACGGCAGCAGCAGCAGACCACACACACCAGGGAUGUAUUACGAGAACUGGAUACAGCUCCGUUCAUUCCUAUGAGAGUUGCCUAAUGGCGCAUGAAGCCGAAAAUUGAGCGACUCUGUAGACUCAGAAAGUACCCGGAUCAUCCGGGUCCUUUGCUCACAGAGCGUGCGCACUUGAAGCUCCCUUUAGCCCCUUCUCCGAUCUCCUGCUGUCGUCUCAGUCAUUUGACAACUUUUACUCUUCAAUUAUUUAAAUAAGGGCUAAAAGUGUUCGUUUGAGAAGUUUAUUUAGCCCAAAAAGUUCUAGGUUAUUUACAGACUUCGCUUUCCCCAUGUAAGUCAUUGGGACGAAAUGACGUCAAUGAAGGUGUAGUAACACUGGUUGACCACUACGGCCAUCCCCCAAUUCGGCUUCAACGGCCGGCGUACUUCCUGGGGGCUCUAUGCUCACACCCACUUUUUAUCCUGAUACCUCCAACCGUGUACAAACCAUCUGGCGAGUUGUGCUCAACUACUCGGUCUAACAUGGCUAAGCCGAGUGAUCUAAAGAUCUUCCUGGAGUCAUCUCUGAAUGAGAUAUUUAAAGCCACAGUGAGCGACAUCCUGGAUUCAGUGGACCGGACCCUUUCCGAGUACCAGGGCACAAUACACAGGAUCGAGUCCGAAAACGAGGGCCUGAAGAGACUGCUGUUAGCACAGAGUAGAACCGACUCUGCUUCUAGAGAUAUUCGUGAACAAGAUGGCAUUGAAAAGUUUUCCUCUUCAGAAUGGAAUGAUUAUACUAUCGACUCGCAGCAGGGUACGUUCAAGAUGUCGAUAUGCAGCAGUGACAAGAAGAGCUUCAGGAGGAAGCAGAAAGACAAGACGAGGGAAAGCAUAUCCUCCUCCAACUUUUUACUGCAGACUGAUCAUAUGGUAAAAGAACAAUGUGUGAGCACAGCAGAGGUAGGCAUGACCAAAGAAAACUUGUUAUCUGUUAAAACAGAGCCUGGCCUGGAUGAAAGUGGUGCUAUUGACCUCUCCCAGCCUUCCUCCCUGCUGAAUCUAACAAUGAAACCAAUGAAAACUGAGAGCACAGAAGUCAAUUUGAACAGUCCUGAUGCAUAUGCGCCUAUGCCACCAUCUACAGGCCUCGAACAAGACUCCAGAGGAAAUGACAGUGAAGUUAAAGUCACAAUUAUUUCUGACACCAACAUGCAGGAUGGACAGUCAAUAAAGACUGAGGAGGAGCAGAAUGCGCUGUCGGAGUAUGGUGACAAUGACAAUUUAUUUUUGAAGCAUGAAUUGAGGUAUAACCCUCAAUCAGAAAUAGACCCUGGGGCGGCGAGUACACAGGUUGUGGAGCCAGAAGUAGAGACACAUGAGGAAAAUGCUGCAAUUCCUGAGCUUUUAGAGGUUCCUGACAACUUCUUACGCUGUCCUACUUGUCCGAAAACAUUUAGCCGAGCCUCCUCCCUCAACAUCCACAUCAAGACACACAGCGCUGAGAAAGCUCACAGCUGCAGCUACUGCGGCAAGCGCUUUGGUCGUGCUGAUCUCCUCAAGUCUCACAAGCGCACCCACACAGGAGAGAGACCCUACUGCUGCAACAUCUGCAGCAAGACGUAUGCCCACCCCAGUCAGCUCAGGAUACACAAACGUGUACACACCGGAGAGAAACCCUACUCGUGCUCGCACUGCGGGAAACGCUUCAACGAGCACAACCAGCUCAAAGUCCACUUGCGGACACACACCGGGGAGAGACCUUACAGCUGCCAGGAGUGCAGCAAGACUUUCAGCAAUGCAGGUAACCUGCGUAUACAUGAGAGGAUUCACACCGGGGAGAAGCCAUACUGCUGCUCUCAGUGUGGCAAACGUUUCAACGGCUUGGGUGACCUCAAAACACACUACAGGAUCCACACUGGAGAGAGGCCCUACAGCUGCGAGCUCUGCAAGAAGACUUUCAGCCAAGCAGGACACCUCACCAUACACAUGCGCAUGCACACGGGAGAAAGGCCAUACAGCUGCAACGAGUGCGGCAAGAAGUUCACGGUGGCCAGCAGCCUCAAACUGCACCAGAGGACUCACACUGGAGAGAAGGAGUACAGCUGCUCGUUCUGCAGCAAGAGCUUCAGCAGGUCGGGUCACCUGAAGAGACACGAGCUGGUGCACACCAAAGAGAAGGUGUUCCUCUGCAGCCAGUGUGGGAAGACCUACACCGACCAGUCGUCCCUUAAGAAGCACUUGAAGAUGCACGCAUCCAAGGAGCAGAAGGCUCAGAGCGAGGGAAGCACCAGCGACACGGAAACAAACCGACCUUCGGCUUCAGAGGCACUGUCAGACACUGAUAGAAGUUAGAACUAAAGGACCAAUAGAAGAUGACUAAUAUGAAACCUCAGAAAAACUCAUCUUUGAUCAAUAUCAAGCUUACUCGUUUUUUCAGAGACACAUCUCAAAGCCUACAUCAUACGAGUAUUAGUGCUAUAGCUGUCUGUAGAUGAUCUAGUGUUCAACUACUACCCAAACCUGACCUCCUGGGUUGUAUUUUGUCUAUCUGGUACUUUUAACAACACACUGCAGGAGAGUUGAUUUAAUGCAGGGCAGUUGAUGCGUGCUGUGGUUCAAAGUGCCAGAAAAAAGUUGAGAACCUAUGUUUCUUACUGCUGUUCCCAGGCUCAAAAUUGCACGUGUUUUUGUGGUACAGUGCAAUACACUGUUGUCUGUAUUUGCUGUGGUUAGCUUCAAGUAUUUAGCAAUAACUUAUGAUUCAUCUAUUAUUUUAUUUUGAUUGAUGAAAAUAAUGGGACCCUAAAAGAACUGUUCGUUUAAACAUGUGUAUGGUACCAAAUAAUGGUAAUAUGUAAUGCUUAAAAUGAAAAGUUAUUGAAUGCCUGUCAGAUUAGCAGGAUGUUUUUUUAACCACCCUGCUGAAGCGAAUCACUGGUUUUUUCUGAGGUGCUUACCUUUCAUUUUGAAUAUACAAUAUCCCCACAGGGGUCAGUUCAAAAUAACUAUUGUUGUUUGAGAAUUAAAACAGUAAGAUGCUUCUACACACAUGUAAACACUUUGUAGUAGCCAGAGUGUUAGAAAUGCGUGCUGCACCAGUGACUUAUGACAAAGAUCAUGAAUAUAUUGCUGUAUAUUUAACUUUAACUAUACAUCCAGCGGUCGGAUCCAUUGAACUGACACGAAUGUAUCUGUGUGAUAACGUGACUAAAAUAUUGCUGCUGCAAAUAAUCUGUAUCUAUUGACCAUUUUUCAAUAGUAAAUUAAUAAUUAUUUUGUCAGCCAUGUUGAUCUAAAUCAAUGUUGAGCUUUUAGAAGUUUUGUUUUCACUGUGCUCCAGGAAGCUGACGCCAGAAGAGUUAGACAUUAUGUUUAUUAUGAUAGGGCUACUGUUUGCUUGGCAAAUGGUUCAUAUACCUGCACAUCGACGUAUAUUAAACUGAGUGUUUUCCACUUGGACUUUAUUGUGACCUACGUGUGUUUGUUUUGUGUCUAAAUUAAAAAGAAAAAUUAACCAAAAAAUGUUUGUAUC
Eleginops maclovinus (Patagonian blennie) is the source of this 3771-nucleotide messenger RNA. RefSeq names its product zinc finger protein 436. The transcript has 2 exons. Lineage: Eukaryota; Metazoa; Chordata; Actinopteri; Perciformes; Eleginopidae. The coding region runs from base 780 to 2591 and encodes 603 amino acids. The record is from RefSeq and is a predicted model, not a curated record. Gene Ontology annotation, biological process: regulation of gene expression. Gene Ontology annotation, cellular component: nucleus.